AGCUUUUACCACCAAGCUCUCGCUGUGCAGAAUUUGCACAAGCUGUAUGAUUCAGGUGCUCUUGGAUUUCGGUAUGACAUGCCAUGCUUUUGCGCGCCAUUUUUGGCAACCUGUGGUGUUUGUGGUACGUGCUGGCAGAUGACCUGCCUUGUCGAUUGAGAGUGGCGCAUUGCAUUGUUGGGCAUGUACGCACAUUUUGGCAGGAAUCAGUGUACCAAUCGAUUGCCGAUGUCCUUGUGGCACGAGCUUCUCCCUUCCACUGUGCUGAUUUCUUCUACGUCCUGGGAAUGUCAUCAAACUUGGAUACUUUCAAGGGAGGAGUCUAUGAUUACAACGAGACGCUGCUCUGGAACACUGCAUGGAAAGUCUUGCCACCAACAAAGUACUUGCUAGAGCCUCCACCACCUACCGGUCCUCGUCACACGUCCUAUCAUCAACCAGACUGCCUCUUCCAAUGUGCCCACAUGUUUGACAAGGUACGACUUUGCCUUGAACUAGUACGACAGUAUGAGAGGGAAACAGGGCAGAGGUAUGCAUGGAUUGUCCGCAGCAGGCCAGAUUUGCAAUGGGCUGCCGAAACGGAGAUGCCAUCCUUGGAAGAGCUAUCAAACUCAAGUAUUUACACCGCAAUCACUCGGAAUUACAUACAAGAUAGCAUUUGCAAAGAUCCAGUGCAGAUAGUCCCACGAGGCUUUGCUGAAGAUAUUUUUGACAGGAUCCUUGACACAUGUCUUUUGCGCAGAGAUUUGGAAGGCGAAAUCUGGAAUUGUGAUACAUGGAUUCAGCGCUUUUGCGACUCCAGACACAUCCCCAUCACGCUUCUCAGGCUGAUUGCCAUGAUCCAUCGGCUUCCGAGCAUCAAGGACAACUUUUUUGACUACCACGACCAAUGGUAUCAGCAUGUGCGGUUCGCUCAGCAGUUGCUGCCAGACUCGAUCUUUAUUUUAGGGAAUGAGGAUGAGGGCUUCUCAAAGAAAGACAUGAAGUGGUCCAAUUUCACUACUUCGAUUCCAGCUGCGCUUGAACCACAAGAAGGAUGCAUCACAGUAGCCGACAGUCAGUUUUGCAUGCCUGUGAAUGCUUACUUGAUCCAUCUACGAUUUGCCAUCAACACUUCUGCCAUCUACAAACUCAAAGCGAUCCACUUUGGCCUUUGGCGCACCUACCCACGGAAUAUCCAAAAUCUGGGAACGCAGCAGUCUAAGUUUCGAAAGAAUGCGAGUCAUUUCUGGUUCAGGAUUUGGUUCCCAGAAGUGCACGCUGAACUUCUGAAUGGUGUUAAUGCCAACGAGAUUCAAGAUGCACCUUUCCACUACAACUUGUGGACUCCUGUCCUCCUGCGAAGAGGAGAUUGUAUUUUUUGGACAUCCUGCGCUUCCAAAGAGGUGAGCAACCUGCGUUUCCCAGAUCGAAGGAGGCAUUUAUUGAGUGAAUCGCGCGUUUUGGCUUUCCCUUCCGGCACUUUACCAGCAGCGCCGCAAAUGAGACAUACGGCUGGGCCCUUUCACGCCGUGCAGCCAAGACAUCACAGUGCAGCAUUCACUUUGAUCAAGCAAGUAUCACUUGUCUAGUCGCAUGGGAGUUGCUCGAGCACAAAGCUACUGACAUUGCGGCAUGAUUCGUGGAGGAGGACUUCGAACCUCGGAGGCUACAAGCAGAAGGCGAAUCGAUGGUGAACGCAACGCCCAGGUAAUUGGAGUAUGGCUGCGUGCGACGACAAAAAGGCACCUUUCUCCUUUAGACCUUUAUAUUGUUUAACCUUUAAGCCCGCUCUUAAUUAAGUAGGCGCCUAUAUAUACUUAUAUAAUUGAGUAAGGGAGAAGCUCCUAGCCACUAGGACGCUACUAGUAUGGAGGCAGGAUAGCUCACGCUCGCACUAAUGAUUUGCUUCCUAGAUUUUUAGGGACACUUACAAUCUACAGCAUGUGUUCUGUGAUGUCGCUAACUUGUACGCUUAAAGGCUGCAAGCUAAGACAGUGCCUGUUGGAAGCACCUGUGGAGAAUGGUUUGGAAACUUAUGGAAAUCACCAUGUGGAUAAACACUCUACGCCUUCAAACUUUAAUUCCUUUCUUUUGUUUGAGGUCUGGAUUUUGGGCCUCCUUGGUAUUGCAGCCGAGAAGAGGGUGCCUUCUUUACUCCGAGCUAGCCCAGACUAUGCGCCGACCUAUGAUGAAAAGCGGGUGCCGCCCACACCUCUGGAGGUCUUGAGCGAGAAAACUGCGUUGGACGCCUUGAAGGCCAGAUCGUAACCUGUCAUGUUUGGCCAGGACUUUGAAGCUACGAAAGAGGAGACAACAGACCUUUUGAGAUUUGCAGAGGAGGCUGAAGAGCUGGCCAAAUCUGCCACCCACUCUGUCGAGAUUGGCAUGGAUGCAAUGGCAGAUAUUCCCGCUCGUGCAGACGGACUGAUAGGUCGCCGUUUAGAUCUGAAGCUUGCAAAGCCACUUAAAGAGCUGACGGAGUUGAAGGCAAAGCGUGCAUUGGCAGGGCAUCAUUGAGAAGCUAGCUGCGCCCAUG
Durusdinium trenchii is the source of this 2518-nucleotide messenger RNA. The record is from the annotation of a GenBank genome assembly. NCBI's taxonomy places the organism in Eukaryota, Dinophyceae, Suessiales, Symbiodiniaceae.